AAUAUAAAUAUGAAGAAAAAAUAUCAAUUAGUCUUGGUUGACAUUUUGCUUUGCACCUUGAAGUGUCUACACCUACCAUUGCCACCAUUGCUACCACAACUACUACCACCCCCAGCUCUAAACACCACUUCUGUCACAACCACUGUCAUCUCAUUUUCAAGCUCGCAAAAAAUUAAUAACAUUCUGUGUGGAAGUCAUAUUUUGGGAAAAUAUUUUUCUACAAAGCAAAUCGAGUUUGAGUUUGUCAAUGAAAACCCUUGUUCAGUGGGCAGACUUUUGCAAAGCAUUACUUGUGGAAGCAAGGUGGUACAACAAGAGUUACACACCAACCCUAGACGAGUAUCUUGAAAAUGGGUUGGUUUCAUCAUCUGGACCUGUUCUUUCUCUGCUUGCAUUUUUCUCUGUUAUGGAAGAGACAACAAGAGAAGAGCUUGUAGAUCUUUUGGCAAAGAGUGAUGUUCUUGUGCAUUGUACGUCAAUGAUCAUUCGACUUUGCAAUGACCUUGGAACUUCUGCGGCCGAACUAGAGAGAGGAGAUGCUCCAUCAUCAAUCCUUUGUUUCAUGAGAGAAGCCAAUGUCUCAGAGGAGAUGGCCAGGAAGAAGAUUAGAACCACGAUAAAGGAUACAUGGAACAAAAUUAACCAUGAAUUCAUCACCCAAUCUCCUUUUUUGCAACCAUUUGUCAAAUACACUGUCAACACAGCUAGAGUGGCUCAUUUUAUUUACCAACAUGGAGAUGGCACUGCUGGAAAAAUGACUUUUAGCGGCCGACGUUUUUAA
Messenger RNA from Camellia sinensis, 781 nucleotides. The record is from RefSeq and is a predicted model, not a curated record. NCBI's taxonomy places the organism in Eukaryota, Viridiplantae, Streptophyta, Magnoliopsida, Ericales, Theaceae.